GUGGCUUUUAAAAUAGUGUCUAACUAGCCCAGCAAUGCAGUAUGACACAAGGAUUUUAUCUUGACCAUAUGCCACAGAAUUCAGGUGACAGUUUUACCCAGCAGAUCCAUACCAGGCAGCUGCUGCAAAUCAAUCACUGAAAUUCCAAGGAACCCACAAAAAGGUCUGUCUGAAAUCACUCAUUAUGAGCAUUUCAGCUACAUCAACCUUCCUUCCAACUGCAACCAGCCACACUCAUGGGACUAAUCAGAGUGGGACUGUGGGAAAGAUAGAGCCAUCGUAUGGCGUCCUCAAGUUCAUGGAGAGCUUCUGCCUCAUCAGUGCUGCCUGUGGCAUGGUGGGAAACGGCAUGGUCCUAUGGUACCUUGGCUUCCGCAUCCGGAGAAACCACUUCACCGUCUACAUCCUGAACCUGGCCGCUGCCGACUUUGGCUAUCUCCUCUGCAUCGCCAUUGAGACGAUUCAGUACCUGAUGCAGUUCAACGUGGGCGUGCAGUUUGGGAUAUUCCUCUUCCUGGACCUUUUCAUGUAUGGGACCGGCUUGUACCUCCUGACAGCCAUCAGCAUUGAGAGGUGCCUGUCCGUCCUGUGUCCAGUCUGGUGCCGAAGCCACCGCCCAAAGCUCCUGUCUGGCACCAUCUCCGGCCUGCUCUGGGGUCUCUCCCUGCUGCUGAACUCGCUCGGGUACUUUUUAUGUACCGUCCGUCCCUCUGCCAGGAACUGCCAGGCCCUGCUCAUCACCAUUGGAGCCUUGGACUUCAUCUUCUGCACGCCCCUCAUGCUGCUCUUCAGCCUAACCCUCUUCCUGAGAGUCAAGUGCGGCUCCCAACACCUCCGAACAGGCAGGCUCUUCACCGUCAUCAUGCUCACCGUCCUCUUCUUCCUCAUUUUCGCUGUGCCUCUCAGCAUCCUGAUCCUCCUUGACUUCUUGGGCUACAAGUUUCUCUACUCCCCGGAGAUCGGCUUUGUGCUGUCCUGUGUGAACAGCAGUCUCAACCCUGUCAUUUACUUCCUUGUGGGCAGCUACAGGGAUCGGAGAAUCAAGUUCACCCUCAGGCUGGCAUUCCAGAGGGCCUUUGAAGAUUCGGCAGAUGACAAAGAUGAACGCGAAACCCGUGACACCACAAUAACUAUGUCCUCCUAAUACCCUGCUGUGCCUAACACAGUAACAUUGGUCUGGAACUGGGGGCCAAUAGUUUAUAGAAUGGAAGAACUCUGAGGUAUUGGGGAAUGUUCAUCUCACCUCACCUCCAGUAUCUUCAUUGUAGAUCUCUAGCUAGUUAUUUUAAGCUCCACCUGUUGUUAGUGGAACCACACAAGCAUCUUGACCACAGAAUUUAUGUGACCUUUAUUAGGAAGACAUUGAAAGUGCCUAUUUCUUUUCAGUGGCCAUUAAAUGAUUUCAAUUUGAUAAGGUGAAAUGUCUUUGUGUCUGCAUUUCAGCAAAGGAAUCCCACUCAGAAUUUGCAGCUCGCUCAAUAAAUCUCGGUCUUUCAGAGCAUGAAUUCAUAAAUUCUCAGUCACUUCAGGUCUCUGAAGAUGAGAUGGGCACCAAUCCUCCUCCUGUUGAAAUC
Molecule: messenger RNA, 1574 nt
Organism: Phalacrocorax carbo (great cormorant)
Lineage: Eukaryota; Metazoa; Chordata; Aves; Suliformes; Phalacrocoracidae
Source: RefSeq, a predicted model, not a curated record